Molecule: messenger RNA, 1610 nt
Organism: Eucalyptus grandis
Lineage: Eukaryota; Viridiplantae; Streptophyta; Magnoliopsida; Myrtales; Myrtaceae
Product: UDP-glycosyltransferase 91C1-like
Exons: 1
Coding region: 57-1478 (473 amino acids)
Molecular function (GO): UDP-glycosyltransferase activity
Source: RefSeq, a predicted model, not a curated record
UAUGUCUCCCUCUCUCUCUCUCUCUCUCUCUCUCUCUCUCUCACAAGUUUGCUUCCAUGGAGGAGAAAGGUGAAGCUCAUCAGGGCCAUGACUCUCUGCACAUAGCAAUGUUCCCAUGGCUUGCCAUGGGCCAUCUCAUCCCCUUCUUCCACCUCUCCAAACACUUGGCUCAAAGGGGUCACAAAAUCUCCUUCAUCUCAACACCCAGAAACCUCCAGAGGCUCCCCAAAAUACCCCAAAACCUCUCUCCACUCAUCAAUCUCAUACCCCUCCCAUUCCCUCACAUACCAAAUUUAACACCCCAUGCAGAAUCCUCCAUUGACACUUCCUUCUCCAAGCAACAGCUCCUCAAGAUAGCCAUUGACAAGUUACAACCGGCCAUAACAUGUUUCCUUGAAUCCUCACAACUAGAUUGGAUCAUCUAUGACUUCGCUUCUCACUGGCUUCCUUCCACAGCGGCGGAGCUUGGCAUUCACCGCUGCUUCUGCGGCCUCUUCAACGCUGCAGUGCUUUGCUUAAUUGGCCCACCGACAGUCCUCAUAGGCGGCUCAGACCCUCGAACGACGAUCGAGGAUUUUUUACGUGUCCCCGAGUGGAUUCCCUUUGAAUCUGACAUAGUUUUCCGUUCGUAUGAGAUCACCAGGUUUAACCAGCAUUCAAGCGAGUACAUCUCAGAAACACCUGAUACGGUGCGUAUGGGAGUAACGAUAAGAGACAGCGAGGUCGUGGCCGUGAGGACGUGCGUCGAGUUUGAACCCGAGUGGAUUGAUCUCUUGCGGGAUUUGUAUCAGAAACCGCUUGUUCCUAUUGGUUUCUUACCUCCAUGCAUGGAGGACGACGAAGAUGUUAACGACAUGAAAUGGGUGAGCAUAAAAGCGUGGCUCGAUGAGCAGAGGUUGAAUUCGGUGGUUUACGUUGCACUAGGGACUGAAGCUGUUCUGAGUCAAGAGGAAGUGACUGAGUUAGCACUCGGGUUGGAGAAAUCCAAAUUGAGUUUCUUCUGGGUCUUGAGAGACCCACCCGAGUCAACUCAAAAAGCGAUCGACAUGCUACCGAAUGGGUUUCUACAAGGGGUGGAGGGUCGUGGUAUGGUGUGCACGGAUUGGGCGCCGCAGGUCCAGAUACUGAGUCACGACUCGGUUGGUGGGUUCUUGACUCACUGUGGCUGGAACUCGAUAAUAGAGGGCUUAGCAUUUGGUCGGGUUCUGAUGCUGUUUCCGAUGACGACCGACCAAGGACCUAACGCAAGACUGUUGCAGGGUAAGGGACUAGGGAUUGAGGUCACUAGGAAAGAAGACGGAAUGUUCACAAGUGACGCGGUGGCUGAACUACUGAGGUUCGCCAUGGUGGACGACUUGGGCUCGUCAUUGAGAGCUUCAGCCAAGGAAGCAAAGAAAUUACUCGGCGACAGAGAGACCAACCAGCGCUGUAUGGACGAGUUCAUACAAUACUUGGUAGAGCAGAAGAAAACAGAAUAGUCUGAGGCAUCAUGCAAACAUGAGAUCAAUCGCAUCAGCAAGCAUUUUCUACGAAAGAAUGAUGACUUUGAUAAAGCUUCCAUAGUCAACUUUCCGAACAUUCAAUGCCACAUUUUACAAUUUAGACUAUCU